This is a messenger RNA of Nasonia vitripennis (jewel wasp), 4359 nucleotides long. RefSeq names its product transmembrane 9 superfamily member 3 (gene TM9SF3). Gene Ontology annotation, cellular component: membrane. The record is from RefSeq and is a predicted model, not a curated record. NCBI's taxonomy places the organism in Eukaryota, Metazoa, Arthropoda, Insecta, Hymenoptera, Pteromalidae. The coding region runs from base 526 to 2292 and encodes 588 amino acids. Gene Ontology annotation, biological process: protein localization to membrane. The transcript is spliced from 9 exons.
AUCUGCUCGUCGAUCGACGACGGGCUCAUCUUCCUUCUCGCUCACCUACUCCCUCGACAGCCCGUUUACACUCGACAAUUAAACUAUUCCUCGAUCUUCUUUUCCGUGUACUUAUCAUUCGAAUGACCUCGACCAGAUUCCACGACCCCCGAAAGCAUAAAAAACCAAACCCCCAAGCCGUCCAGGAGUUUAGGAGUCUCGGAGCAGCUGCGAAAUCAUCGCCUCGCGUGUAAUCCGGUCUCUCCGAAGCGCGAGAGAGACAGUCAGAUUCGUGUGUUCUGUUCGCUAUAGCGGCGCGUGUGCCACACAUUGCUAUUGCCUGGCUGCGCGCGGUUGCGGGGUGAUAGCAGUAGGAGAGAACAGCAGCCAGAUCAUCGUCAGCAGCGCAGUUGCAGCCAGCAUCAGCACCGCACCGAGUCCAUAGGGAAAUCUCCAGCUGCAGCGCGGAAAGCUCGUGUGUGCGGCUGAGCGGGGCAUCGCAGGUGAAGGGACAGUAGUUCACGACGGGACGAGAACACCAGCGCAAUGUGCCGGAGGUUCAUCCUCGGCUUCCUGGCGGCCGUCUGCCUGCAGCUGAUCUGCGUCCAAGCCGACGAACAUAAUCACAUCUAUGAGAAAGGCGAUGAAGUAGUACUAUGGAUGAGCACUGUUGGUCCUUACCAUAACAGACAAGAGACAUAUUCCUACUAUUCCUUACCUUUUUGUAAAGGUCCUAAGGAAGUAAUAAGUCAUUACCAUGAGACACUCUCAGAGGCUCUGCAAGGUAUUGAGCUAAAAAUGAGUGGAUUGAACAUAGAGUUCAAAGACCCUGUCAAGAAACAAGAAUAUUGUAGUGUAAAACUGAAUGAAGAGAGCUACAAAGCUUUUGUCUAUGCUGUGAAAAAUCAGUAUUGGUACCAGAUGUACAUUGAUAAUUUACCAAUAUGGGGCGUUGUAGGUGAGCCUGAUGAAAUAAAUAACAAUAAUGGAGAAACCUCUUACUACAUCUGGACGCACAAAAAAUUAGAUAUAGGAUAUAAUGGCAAGCAAAUCGUUGAUGUUAAUUUAACUAGCGAGUCAAAGGUUGAACUCAAAGUAGGAAGGACUAUACCUUUUAGUUAUGAAGUCAACUGGAAGAAGAGCAAUACAAAGUUUGAAGAUAGAUUUGACAAGUAUUUGGAUCCCAACUUCUUCCAACACAGGAUUCACUGGUUCAGCAUUUUUAAUAGUUUUAUGAUGGUCAUUUUCCUUGUUGGGCUUGUUUCAAUGAUUUUAAUGCGCACUCUGAGAAAAGACUAUGCAAGAUAUAGCAAAGAUGAGGAGAUGGACGAUAUGGAGAGGGACCUGGGUGAUGAGUAUGGCUGGAAGCAAGUUCAUGGAGACGUUUUCAGACCAGCCAAUCAUCCCAUGCUCUUCUCCGCGCUUAUCGGAGCUGGAUAUCAGGUAACAGUUGUAGUCCUUAGUGUCAUCAUCUUUGCCAUUCUUGGAGAACUUUACACAGAGCGAGGCUCGAUGCUUUCCACCGCAAUCUUUGUCUACGCUGUAACUUCGCCAAUUAACGGAUAUACAGGCGGUGGCCUUUAUGCGCGGAUGGGAGGUCGAGUUUGGAUCAAACAGAUGUUGCUCAGCGCCUUCAUGAUUCCGGCUCUUGUCUGCGGAACGGCCUUCUUCAUCAACUUCAUUGCCAUGUACUACCACGCCAGUCGAGCCAUCCCCUUCGGAUCAAUGGUUGCUGUGACAUGUAUCUGUAUAUUCGUAAUUCUGCCACUGACCCUCGUCGGUACGAUUUUGGGUCGCAACCUCGCUGGAACGCCAGAUGCUCCAUGCAGAGUAAACGCAGUGCCACGACCUAUACCUGAGAAGAAAUGGUUCAUGGAGCCAUUUGUGAUCAUUAUGCUCGGUGGAAUUCUUCCCUUUGGAUCAAUCUUCAUUGAGAUGUAUUUCAUCUUCACGUCCUUCUGGGCUUACAAAAUCUACUACGUUUACGGUUUCAUGUUACUAGUAUUUGUAAUCCUGAUGAUCGUCACGGUUUGCGUGACCAUUGUGUGCACGUACUUCCUUCUAAAUGCAGAAGACUACAGAUGGCAGUGGACCAGUUUUCUGGCAGCAGGAUCAACAGCCAGUUAUGUAUACCUUUAUUCGUUCUACUAUUUCUUCUUCAAAACUAAAAUGUACGGCCUCUUCCAAACCGCGUUUUAUUUCGGCUACAUGGCGCUCUUCAGCUUGGCUCUAGGAAUUAUGUGCGGCACAGUUGGAUACAUUGGUACCAGUCUGUUCGUACGCAAGAUUUACUCGACCGUCAAAAUAGACUAAAUCUAUCGACCCAAUGUCUUUUUCUCAUCAUCAACGUGUCAUCGUCGCCGUCUCGAUGAGUCUCGGUGAAAGAGAACCUUCAGGUACGCUGCUCAACGUAGGACUCGUAGUCGCGUAUCUUUUUUUUAAUCUAAUGAACUAGCAGUGAAGCAAUCACUUCGGGGGAAUGCUUUGAAGCAAAGAAUAAAACGCUAGUCAGACACAAAGAUAAAAGUCGAUGACGGUAUGUACAGUCUUUUAAUCCCAUAGCUUCCAGCAGUGAGAAAAAGUUUAAGUUAGUAUACCGAUAAACACGAGUCCUACUAUGAAUGGUAGAAGGGGCAUUUACUCGAAAUAAAAAACUUUUGCGAGUCACACAAGAUUUUGUACGUUUACCAGCGACUUCGUGGCUCUCUGCACACAAAUAAGCUCGUAAAGAAUCGCGAAGAGUGAAUCAACGAAGUCGCAUGGGGUUGCCAGAUAAUCGAAGGCUUCUAAAAAAAAGAGAAGAAAAACAAUGUGCAUGGAUGAUCGUAUUUAUGAGUGAUGUCAUAAUGAUAUGGAGAACGUGAUAAACGCUGUAAUGAAUAAGUUGUUACAAACGUCCGCAAGCCCCGUUUGUUAUUACCACUGUCUUUGGUGCACACACUUGUCAAAAUAUCGGCGCAUUCUCAUCGGCCUUGUACUAGCUCGAGUUUAUAUCAAUAUACAUUUUUUCAUUGUUUAUUCCUGCUUCUGUGACAAAAUUUAAUCGAUUUUUAAAGGUGUAGGUGAUUAUAAGGUCAAUGCAAAUGUGUGAUCAAAUUGAAAUAGAACAUUAGGCAUUUGACAUAGAUAGAAAUGAAACAAACUGAUUUGUAAGUGACAUGUUAUCAACGCAACGUACUGAAAACACAAAUUCGAUGAGAAGUAAUAGAGUAGUAGAGGAACAUAAUUAUUUUCUUAGACUUUUUGAUACAUGUGUUGAGUUUUGAUUAUUAAAAUUUGGCAAAUUUUCAAAGAUUUUUUACGAGAUUCUGAAUCUAAACUUUAGUAGAGAUUCGUUUUUUCUAUUUUAAAUAUUUUUUUUCUAUUCGAAUAUUGCAGCUUACUAUGGUAUUCUUUUUAUAAAAGAAUGAAUUUGGGUAUAUAUAGAUUCAAAAAGUGUGUAAAAAUGAACAAAAUUAAAAAAUUUUCUACGCGAAAAACGCCAUUCAAAUUAUUACCAUCGUAAGUCGUAAUCUACCAAUAUUUUCAUAAGAAAAUUUUAAACUUUUAAAAUAGAAGAAUAUAAUGUCGCCUUAAAGAUUUAGAUAAAUACACCUAUACUUUAUUUACAAUUUAGGAUUUCAAAAGUAAAAGGCAUAAACUUUUUGCGUGACGUGUUUGAUAGAAUUGUAAAAAAUUUUAUUUUGAUAGGAAGAUAUGCACUUAGGUAUAUAUACACAGUACCCAAACGUCUGGGACAAUUUUUGUCAAUAAUUUUUGUAUGAUCGUGUUAUGACGAUAAUGGAUAUCAAAUAAUGUGUAAGCUUCUUCGCGACGAAAGGUAUAUUAGAUAACGAGAGUUCGGUAAACUGCAUACAGGUUCAUUGAUCUCGUGAAACUUCCUUGUAAAGUUACUUAAAAAAACUAUUCAGUUUAUGGUUGAUUCGCAGAUUUAUUAUUGAGCUUCUCGAUCGAAUGUGAAAAUGACGUAGUGAUAAAAGUGGAAUAUGAAGGAAAGACGAUAUACUUCGAUCUAUGUAUAUUCGAUUUAUUUCGAAAGACAAAAAACGACGUAGCUGUGCGAAUUUGUAUUUUAUGAAAGCAACAGUAUACAUGAUGAGUUAUUAUUGAUUAUUUAGCAAUAAGCAAUCUGUUGUUAGGAGUAACGAUAAGUGAAAAUAUAAUAUUUCUACUUGUGAAAAAUCUACAAAUUUUUCCUGAAAAUAUAAAUAAUUUAUUUGAUUAUAAGUAAAAUAAACAAAAAUCUUAUGGAAAAGAGUCCGGCUACUUUUUUGAAAAGUCUCUUUAUAAGUGAAGCAUUACGCUGUUAUUCUUUUGAUUAUAUUGCGUUGCUUUUGAUUCUAUUCUAUUUUAUAAAAUAAAGACAUGACGAAAAAUUCA